Molecule: messenger RNA, 2175 nt
Organism: Catharus ustulatus (Swainson's thrush)
Lineage: Eukaryota; Metazoa; Chordata; Aves; Passeriformes; Turdidae
Gene: CCKAR
Product: cholecystokinin A receptor
Exons: 5
Coding region: 285-1577 (430 amino acids)
Biological process (GO): neuropeptide signaling pathway
Cellular component (GO): membrane
Molecular function (GO): cholecystokinin receptor activity; neuropeptide receptor activity
Source: RefSeq, a predicted model, not a curated record
GAGGGGAUGUGUGUGUGUGCAUACGUGUGAGUGUGGAUGUGCACACACGCUUUGCUUUUCUGAACUGCUGUGUGUGCCCCCGGAAUAAAUCUUGUUCAGACAGAACAGGACUCUGUGUGCUGGGUGCUCCUGCCAGAGAGUCAGAACAGCUUCCUUGCACAGCUGCCUCUCCUGUAUUUCUUCUAGAGACUUCAUCCAGAAACGUAUUUGUUUACUGAAAGCAUGGGCAGGUAGUUACAAACCCACCUUCUUCUUCAUCAAAGCUAACCUGUGGGUACUGAAGAAUGGAAAUAGUUGAUGCUAGUAGCUUCCUUGGGAAUGGUACCAACAUUACUGAUUUCCUCUGUGAUAUCAUCUUGGAAAAUGAUACUUUUUUCUGUGUGGAUGACGUACCUUAUCCUUCUAAAGAUUUACAUCAGAUAAUACGGAUUCUACUGUAUUGCUUGAUAUUUCUGCUCAGCAUUUUGGGGAACAUUCUGGUGAUUACGGUGCUGAUAAGAAACAAGAGGAUGAGAACAGUCACCAACAUAUUUCUGCUGUCAUUGGCAGUCAGUGACCUGAUGCUCUGCCUUUUCUGCAUGCCUUUCACCCUCAUUCCCAACCUGCUAAAAGAUUUUAUUUUUGGAAGUGCUGUUUGCAAAACUGCCACUUAUUUCAUGGGUGUUUCCGUAAGCGUCUCUACAUUCAACCUGGUUGCCAUAUCUUUGGAGAGGUACAGUGCCAUUUGCAAACCACUGCAGUCCAGGGUCUGGCAGACAAAAUCUCAUGCCCUGAGAGUGAUUGCUGCGACCUGGUGUGUCUCCUUCACUAUCAUGUCACCAUACCCAAUCUACAGCAAACUGGUACCUUUCACCAAGUACAACAACACCACAGCAAAUAUGUGCCGACUCCUUUGGCCAAGUGAUGUCAUUCAGCAGUCUUGGUACACUUUCCUGCUACUUACACUGUUUCUUAUUCCUGGGAUUAUAAUGAUGAUUGCGUAUGGCCUAAUUUCUUUGGAACUCUACAGAGGAAUAAAAUUUGAUGCCAGCCAAAGAAAAUCUUCACGAGAAAGAAGAGGAAGUACUUGCAGUGCCAAAUACGAGGAUGGAGAUGGAUGUUACCUCAACAAAACCAAAAGAAAAAGGAAAAUGCCAUUGCAACAGCUCUCUGCUAUGAGCCACAACAAAAUAGAGAGAGUGAGAAGCAACAGCUCUUCUGCCAACUUAAUGGCCAAGAAACUUGUCAUCCGUAUGCUGAUGGUGAUAGUGGUUUUGUUUUUCAUUUGCUGGACUCCCAUCUUCAGUGUCAAUGCCUGGCGAGCCUUCGACACAGCUUCUGCAGACCAGCGUCUCUCGGGGGCUCCCAUCUCCUUCAUCCACCUGUUGUCCUACACGUCUGCCUGCGUGAACCCCAUCAUUUACUGCUUCAUGAACAAGCGUUUCCGCAUGGCCUUCCUGGCCACCUUCACCUGCUGCGCCAAGCAAAAGCCCCCAGCAAUACGGGGAGAGGCUGCUGAUGACGAGGAGGGGAAGACUACAAGGGCUUCCCUCUCCAAAUGUUCUUACACACACAUGUCUGCGUCUGCACCCCCCUGAGCUGCACCAGGGGAGGCAACGAGUGGUGAAUUGUCUGGUCUUGGAAAGUGACUGUGGCAUCAGCUGAACGCCAUUUAGUUCUGAGUUAAUGAAACACUUCAGCUGACAGAAAACACAGCGAGAAUUUUAUGGGAAAUUGAUGCUAUCACUGUCCCAGUGUUACAUCACUUUCCCUUCAAAAGUACAAAGGAGGAAGAGAGCUCUGAAGAUAAAGGACUUUAUGAAAAGCCUUAGAAGUUGCUCUAUUUGUAAUAAAUUCCACUGCAAAAAUUGGUGUCCUUUACAUCAACAGCUUUGCUCAGUUUUCAGAUGCAGCUCUGAGUAUCUCUUAAAAUUUCCAAGAUGCAAAUCGAUUUUCCUCAAACAUAAAUGUAUGUAAUGCAGUUUUCACUUCACUAGCUAUGCUGCAUAAGCAAAAAUCUUUCUGUUAUAUUUGUACUGUCUUUUCACAUUAUUUUAUCUGAGCUAAUACAUGUUGAGAUAAUUUUGGUGUCUCUCUCAUGGGAAUUCUGGGGUGGCAAGAAUGGGCUUGUCCAUGUGAAAUGAGUGCUUUUAAGUAAAAUAAUUUCUUUUUUAAAAAUAAAAUUAAAAUAAAUCA